UUACGAAGCACCGCCUCUGCCUGUAACAGAGUAAAGGCAUUGGGGAAAAUGCAUGAACCUCCCCCUGCAUGGAGUCCUGCAGAGAAACGAGUGAGUCACAGCCCUCUGGAAACGAUUUCCUAAAUUCAGUGUAAAUCUCCAGCGGAGAGGAGUCGUAUCCGUGCAGCCUGCAGCACAGAGAAACUCCAGACUCGACAAAACGACAAGUUUCAUUUUACGCGCUCCAGUCCAGGCAUUGUCCGUUGUGUGAACCUUAUACCAAAGCAGGCGGCAGCUGAUAUCUGAGCUCCAGGAGAAAAAAGCAAGAAAAGAGGGAAAGUAGAGAUUUCAGCUGGUUUUUGGAAGAAACAACAUGGCUAAACCUGAUUACACCGGCACGUUUCAUAUGGUGGAGCAGGAGAAUAUGGACAACUACCUCGCAGCUUUAGAUAUAAAUUUUGCUCUGAGAAAGAUUGUGUGUCUGCUGAAGCCCACCAAAGACAUCACUCAUGAUAUCGCCACUGGAGCCAUGAAGAUCCGCACCGUCACCACCUUUAAGAACUUCAACAUGGAUUUUAAUAUUGGAAAAGAAUUUACUGAAGACCUGCAAGCGGUUGAUGGUCGUACCUGUCAGACUACAGUGGACUGGGAUGGAGACAAGCUGGUUUGUGUACAGCGAGGCGAGAAACAAGGACGAGGCUGGACCCACUGGCUGGAGGGGAACUUGCUGCAUUUGGAGUUGAGAGCUGAAGGAGUGGUUGCUAAGCAAGUCUUCAAGAAGGCUGAUUAAAGCAACUGAAAAUGUGUUUUCAAGAAUAACCUCAAUUUAUUCUUAAUAGAAUAUAGUUAAUUUGAUUUAAACAAUGUUUAUAGCUUUUUUUUUUAUAUAAUCAAAACAAUGAGACAGAAUAUCUGUGAAAGCACUGAUAUGUACAUGUCCUUUACUGUUUCUGUUUGAUGGUAUUAAGUGAGAAGAGAGCAGUGGGACUACAUUUGUAAACAUUCCCAAUGUGCUUCCUUGUAUCUAUCACAAUGUUAUAAACAAAUCAUAAAUCAUCUGUCAGGGUUCACUGCUGCAUCUUUUAAUACAUCGUUCUCCAAGUUUGAAACGUCAAUAUGUGUGGUAUCGCUGGUUUUAUAUACAAUAGUUUUAUAAAUACUGAAAUUCAAGUCUACGUCACUUUAAAAGAAGAGUUUUCAUGUAUAACGACUGGAACACUAUAAAUUAAAUUAGAUAUCCUUUAAAAUAUAAUUACAAACACACAGUUUACAUUAAAGGAUAAAUAUUUUUCUUAUUAUAAACAGAUUUCAUUAAAAGACCAAUAAUGGCUAGGUCCAUCUCUCAAAGUCUGACUGUGACCCAUUUGUUCUUAUUAAGCUCUAUAGGCAGGACAGAAAUCUUUAGUUUCUUAAAGAAUUACAUGGGAACUAUUUUCUGCUGUGGAUUAAUACAUUUUUACAACAGCAGGGUGCCCAUGUUCAUGGUAAUAUAGGAACAUAUGUGGCUCAUUGAUGUGUUUUGGACAAUAGAGAGGAAUAAGCUAUACUUCAUUUUACGGUUUAUUGUUGGUUUUGGUCUGUUCAGGAGAUUUGUCUAAAAUAAGAAAAAUCCAGAAUAGGAACAGACUUAUUCUUAAAUAGAGACACCGCAGACAGCGCUGCCUUCACUUGUGAAGCUCCUAUUAACACUAAUUCACAUCAGAGAGCAGCCUCUAAAUG
Larimichthys crocea (large yellow croaker) is the source of this 1698-nucleotide messenger RNA. It is a transcript of the gene rbp5, whose product is annotated as retinol binding protein 1a, cellular. NCBI's taxonomy places the organism in Eukaryota, Metazoa, Chordata, Actinopteri, Sciaenidae. The transcript has 4 exons. The record is from RefSeq and is a predicted model, not a curated record. Gene Ontology annotation, molecular function: lipid binding. The coding region runs from base 353 to 769 and encodes 138 amino acids.